Hydra vulgaris (swiftwater hydra) is the source of this 1143-nucleotide messenger RNA. RefSeq names its product aflatoxin B1 aldehyde reductase member 2. The record is from RefSeq and is a predicted model, not a curated record. Gene Ontology annotation, molecular function: oxidoreductase activity. Lineage: Eukaryota; Metazoa; Cnidaria; Hydrozoa; Anthoathecata; Hydridae.
AAUAUGAUUUAAUAUGAUUUUUUUAUUUGAAAGUAAAUAUUUUUUAUUUGUUACUGUUGUACUGUACAGAAAAUAUAGAAGUAUUAUAGAAUGGCAUACAUUCGCAAAAUACUUGGAGCUAUGCCAUUUGGUGGUCAACUGAAUGAAGCACAGUCACAUAAAAUGAUUAAUGACUGGAUAAAGCUUGGCUACAAAGAAAUUGAUACUGCUAUAUUAUACCAAGGUGGAAACUCAGAAAAAAUCAUUGGAUGUUUGAAGAUAUGCAGAGAUAAUAAUAAAGUAAAAGUUGCAACAAAAGCUAAUCCUCAAAAAGGUUAUCAAUCAGAAAAAAUAGUUGAACAAGUUAAUGAAGCUCUUUCGAGAUUGCAACAGAGUUGUGUAGAUAUUCUUUAUUUGCACGUUCCUGAUCACAACACACCAAUUGAAGAUACAUUGAAAGGAAUUAAUCAAUUAUAUACAGAAGGAAAGUUUAAAGAGUUUGGUUUAUCUAACUAUGCAUCUUGGGAAGUGGUAGAUAUUUUUCAUAUAUGCAAAGCAAAUGGUUAUGUGUUGCCAACAGUUUAUCAAGGGAUGUAUAAUGCCCUUACAAGAGAUGUUGAGUUAGAAUUAUUUCCAGCCCUAAGAAAACUUGGCAUUAGAUUUUAUGUGUACAAUCCACUUGCUGGUGGUCUAUUAACUGGAAGAUAUGAUUUUAACCUUCAAAAUGAAGAGCAGCCUAAAGGGAGAUUUUUUGCUUCUGGUAAUGCUGGAUGGACCAAUCAAUGGACUAAAGCUUACCAAGAUCGUUAUUGGCAAAAUCCUUACAAAUAUGGUGUACAAAAUGUCAUGGAAGUUGUUAAAAAAACAUACAAUGAAGAAGUAACACUAUUAGAAGCAUCCCUGAGGUGGUUGUUUCAUCACUCUCAACUUCAAGAUAAUGAUGGAGUUAUUUUAGGUUUUUCUAAACCAGAACAUUUUCAAACAAAUUUAAAUGCAUGUAGUGGUGGUCCUCUUCAUGAAGAUGUAGUCAAAGCAUUUGAUGAUAGUUGGGAUGCUAUCAAGUCAAAAUGUCCGAAAUAUUAUCGUUAAAUUAUUUUUAACAUCUGUUAAAACAGUUUUUGUAAUCAGUUUUUUUUUUAAUAAAUUUUUUUUUAAUCUUUAAAA